Lycium barbarum (goji berry) is the source of this 879-nucleotide messenger RNA. RefSeq lists its product as uncharacterized. The transcript has 2 exons. Lineage: Eukaryota; Viridiplantae; Streptophyta; Magnoliopsida; Solanales; Solanaceae. The record is from RefSeq and is a predicted model, not a curated record. The coding region runs from base 1 to 879 and encodes 292 amino acids.
AUGGUACUGCGUUAUCCGAUGGGUAGCCGCUCUAAGAUCCUCAAUUUGCCUGACGAUAUUGUCAACUCCAUCCUCUUAGAGUACCAGUCAAAUCUCUUUUACGGUUCAAAAGUAGUUGCAAAUCAUGGAAAAAUACUCCAUGAUUAUUCGAUGAAAGUCCUAUCAAUGGAAGCAUCAAUUAGUGCUGAUUCCAAAGUUGUGUCGUUGGACCAGCCCAAUAUUCCAGGAUUCAGUGAUAGUCAAUAUUAUUUUCUCCAAGUGCAUUCGUGUGAUGGCUUGGUAUUUAUUUACCAUCCUGGCAAUAUGAUGUUAUGGAAUCCUGCUAUUCGGAAAUACAAACUGAUCCCCGUCCCUGCUACGUUGCAAAGGUUUUGGUGGUAUAUUGACCGAAUUGGUUUUGUAUAUGAUUUUGUGGCUGAGGAUUAUAAGGUAUUAUGUGUAUACGAGGUAAGCUAUACAGCACAUCCGCGUCACGUUGUUGAAAUCUAUUCUGUUAAAAAUCAAUCUUGGAGAACCAUUAGCAAUUUCCCCAUUCCCCCUGAUUUUGGCUUGAUCUACCACUAUCCAAUUUCGUUAAAUAGUGUUGUUCACAUAAUGGCCACUUCAGAUGAUGGAGGCACAAUUUGGGAACGUGAACGCUUGGUUAUAUCUUUUUACCCGGCAGAUGAAACAUUUAUUGUGACGCCAGUACCAAGUAACAUUAGGAAUAUUUUGUCCAAAUUUUGUGCUUUUGCUAUUCGUGUUUGCGUUUUUGGGAUUGACCUUUGUCAAGAAAUGUGGAUUUGGUCACAGGAGAAAGAUGGGAAAACAGGCUUGUUGACUUGGAACCACAUCAUGAAUAUUACUUUAGGCUCAGUGACUCCGUACUACUUUGGGUAG